UUUCAAUUGAAAUUGCCCGGAACGACAUGAACGUAUCCAGAAAGAGAUUGUGUGCCUUUUCCAGAUACAUUCCUGAGAAUUCAUCCACACUUUCAUAGAGUACCUUAUAAAGCCUAUAAAUUUGCCAUUGCCUCUUGAACCAGAACAACUUAGUAAGAGAAGCUGAAUGAUUUUUUUUCAAGUUGUGAAAUCAAUAUACCCAUCAAACAACAAACAUGUCUGACGGCAUUUCCAGAUCACGGAGAAAAAGUAGUUCGAGCUCAAGAAAAGAAAAGAGCAACUCACGGAGACAUGAGAGUCCAUCUCCUGAUAGGUAUAGGUAUAGGCGCUCACAAGAGAGAAGACACAGUCCAUCGCCACGCAGAAAAAGCACUGAACGGCCAUCGCAGAGUAGGCGCAGUUCAUCACAAAAUAGAAGUGGAAGAAGACACAGCCAAGAAGGAGGAAUUAGGUCUUAUCGUGCCGCCGUGGACCGCUGCAUAGAGACUACUAGUGUUAGCGUUAGUGAUACAAUAAACAAGGAAAGAACAAAGACAGCAUCACGAAGUCCAAGUAGAUCGCGGAGUCAAAGUAGUACACGCUCGAGAAGAAGAGUGAGCAAAUCACCAGGUAAAACUCCAUCUUCUAGUGACAAAGCACAAGAUUAUUAUAGGAGCAGGCGUUCACAAGAGAGAAGAACUAGUCCAUGCCAACGCAGAAAAAGCACAGAAAGUGGAACUUCCAACCUAGCAAAUGCCACGUUACUGCUACCAGAUGAGCAAACAUUGGAAGAAAACGAGAUUGAGACGAAAUCAUUGAGCCUUAGUGCAGCGGAGGAACUGUCGAAGGUGCCAAAAAUUGGUGAGAUAUACAAUGAGAUAGAAGCUGAUGUGAAAAACAUAGAGAAACGGUUGAAAUUUCUUUCACAGAAACUCCAAAUGUUGUCAAUUAACGAGGCAAAUGAAAUAGCUGAUGCUGCAUAUCUUCUCAGACUUCUGAGAAAACCAAAUCAUGAGAUUGAGAUGGCCGGGAAAAUGGCUCAUAAAGGUGCCCUUUUGAUGCUUCAGGCAGAAAUGUUAUCCAACAAAGGAAAGGAACUACUUGAGCAGAGUAAAAACAAGUUAAAGUUCACUAUGCUUUGA
Vigna unguiculata (cowpea) is the source of this 1121-nucleotide messenger RNA. RefSeq lists its product as uncharacterized. The record is from RefSeq and is a predicted model, not a curated record. NCBI's taxonomy places the organism in Eukaryota, Viridiplantae, Streptophyta, Magnoliopsida, Fabales, Fabaceae.